GUUUCUUUAUAAAUAUCAAGCCUAUUAAUAAAUUAACGAUGACAGAUGCGGCGUUUCUCGUGACGAAUCGUUCCUUUAAUUUGGAUCAUCGAUCUCUUUGGAGGAGCUUCCGUUCAGUAGGUGGGCGUUUGAUAUUCAUCUCGUACUCUUACUCGCGUCAUUAUACCUUGACUAUACAAACGCUAUCAAGAAUUCCAGGUGUCUCUCGUGCCAGACGUCGAUCGUGUCGAGCAAAUUCGUUUCGAGGUAACGAAGCACAAAGAUCGCGCGAGUCGAUGAUGAUGGGAAGCUACGAGGUGUUCCCGCACAAUUCAGCUAUAUUUACGUUAGAAGAACACGAGUUUUUAAGUCUCGAUUAAAAUUUCAAUUCAAGCGUUUCAAAUUUUCUGUGACAAGUGUCAAAGUGAUAUAAGUGAUUAUUUCUACGAAUUUUUUAUUUUCUCAAUCAUACGCGCACCGGGUACACAAAGAAAUCGGUUUCGUCAUUGCUUGAAUCCACUGAAUUCCUGAUAAACGAUGUUAAGGUUGUUGACAUCUGUUUUGUUCCUGUCCUUCGUGCAAUGUAUUCUUCCUCCUUCCAUACUAGAGACUGUAUACCAAUUUUUCACCGAAAUCCCAACCGUGGACAAUGACUUUGUCACCGAUGAAAUAUCUAUGUCCAAGGAAUACGAUUUCAUCGUAAUUGGAGCUGGUUCUGCCGGAUCAGUAGUGACAAAUCGUCUGACAGAAAAUUCUAAUUGGAAUGUACUGUUGCUAGAGGAGGGCAAGGAUGAGAUCUUUGUUACAGAUAUACCAUUGCUAGCUUCAGUUUUGCACAUCACGGACUAUGUUCGAUUGCAUAAAAGCGAACCAAGACCCCGAAACGCCGAUGGGUCUGGCGGUUACUGUUUAUCGAUGAACGAGGGUCGUUGCAAUUUGCCAGGAGGAAGAGCCGUUGGUGGUAGCUCGGUGGUGAAUUUCAUGAUAUAUUCGAGAGGAUCGCCCGCGGAUUAUGACGCUUGGGCUGCACAAGGUAAUCCAGGAUGGAGUUAUCAGGAUGUGCUACCGUAUUUUAUCAAAUCGGAGAACUGCAAGCUUCUGGAUCAAGAUAUUAGAUACCAUGGCCGCGGAGGAUAUCUUGACGUGACGUCUCCGUCGUACGUUUCUCCUCUAAGAGAAUGUUUUCUCCAAGCUGGCGAAGAACUAGGAUAUGAUGUAAUUGAUUACAACAGCGACAGCCUUAUUGGCUUCUCUACGGUUCAGGUUCAUCUACGAAACGGACACAGGGUCAGUGCUAACAAAGCGUUCUUAAGACCUAUUCGACUCAGGAAGAACUUGCAUCUUUCCAAAUUAUCAAAAGUAACGAAGAUCAUCGUCGAUCCAAAGACAAAAACAGCCGUGGGUGUAGAAUUCAUUAAGAAUGGCAAAGCACUGUUUAUCUCUGCCAAGAAGGAAGUAAUACUUUCAGCAGGUACCCUGAACUCGCCACAGUUGUUGAUGCUCUCGGGAAUAGGGCCGAAAAGUCAUCUCGAGUCUUUAGGUAUCCAGGUAAUCGAGGAUCUACCGGUUGGAUAUAAUCUUCAAGAUCACGUCAGCAUGUCGGCACUGACUUUUCUCGUAAACGAGAGCGUGACCAUAGUCGAACCUCGGCUAGUUUCGAAUUUAGCCAACACCGUUGACUAUUUCGUUAAAGGGACCGGGCCAUUGACGUUGCCUGGCGGAGCCGAGUGUCUCGCCUUUAUCGAUACGAAACAGGAUUAUACAAAGAAUCUAGUCAAGAAGUUGCAAGUUAAUACUAGCAAUUUUCACAGUAAAACGCGCUCAAAGAGAUACAACGACAGUAGAGUCUCUUUGCCUCCGAAUAUAACUUCCAUCAAUGUAAAUUCAGAUUACUUGAAAGAUUAUCCACGCUUGACUUCGCGGGAAAACAAAGGGACAGAUGUUCCCGACAUUGAACUGGUUUUAGGUAUAAGCGCUCUAACCGGUGAUAUAUCGGGCAGUUACAGGGGACUUCUCGGUUUAACGGACGAAUUUUACAAAGAAGUGUUCUCCGGUUACGAAGGUUUUGACGCCUUCUCCAUUGUCCCGGUACUCUUACAGCCAAAAAGUAGGGGAAGAGUUACCUUGAAAUCGUGUGAUCCACAUGACCAACCAAUUUUUGACAUAAAUUACUACGAUCACGAAGAUGAUCUCAAAACUAUGGUUCGAGGCAUUAAAAAGGCUAUAAAUGUUGCAUCGACUGAAGCCUUCAAACGUUUCAACGCGACGCUAUUACCAGUCGCGUUCCCAGGAUGCAAACACGUCUUGUUUGGUUCUGAUCUGUACUGGGCUUGCGUCUCGAGGCACGUGAGCACGACCCUAGGUCAUUUCGUAGGAACGUGCAAGAUGGGCCCAAGGAGGAACUCGGGUGUGGUGGAUCAUAGGUUACGAGUGCACGGGAUCAAUGGUCUCAGAAUUGUGGAUGCCAGUGUGAUACCUACUAUAAUAGCAGGUCAUACGAAUGCGCCUGCUUAUAUGAUCGCUGAAAAGGCUGCGGAUAUGAUAAAAGAAGACUGGAAAAUGUCGAAUUCCGCACGCAGAAUGUCGUUUAAUUAAAUAUUGGAAAAUGUGGGGUAUAAAAAAUGAUCGUACAUCAACGCAUGUAUUUUGGUAUAAAUUUACUUUUGUUGCUAUUCGUUCGAGUAUAGUGCUGCUACAGAAGCAACUGUCUGAUCUUUGCGCGAUUGUUUGUGUUAACCCUAGGACGUCGAGGUUGGCUUAAUUCAGAAUUUACAUAUUGUUAUUCUAUCAAACUACGUAUAUGAACGAAUUUAUUUUUUAAGUAACUUUAGUCAUCACAUAGAUGGUUUAUCGCCAUAAAAUAAAAUAUUCGACGUUCGAUAGAAUAAUAUAGCUUCCGCUGGACGAGAGUCAAUACACGUUGAACAGCGAUUAACCUUCUGUGAUAUAAAUAAAUACGAACCGGUUG
Messenger RNA from Bombus pascuorum, 2947 nucleotides. Its product is annotated as glucose dehydrogenase [FAD, quinone]-like. NCBI's taxonomy places the organism in Eukaryota, Metazoa, Arthropoda, Insecta, Hymenoptera, Apidae. Gene Ontology annotation, molecular function: flavin adenine dinucleotide binding; oxidoreductase activity, acting on CH-OH group of donors. The record is from RefSeq and is a predicted model, not a curated record. The transcript has 5 exons. The coding region runs from base 517 to 2574 and encodes 685 amino acids.